GACUCUCGACUCUCCGACGAGGGACAGAAGAAGGGUGUUACUGUAGUUGCACAGCGCAGUAAGAGACCAAAACAAACCGCUCCCGAAGGUGCCUCAUUUCAGAACCAAAACUCGUCAGCAGCGGUUGGUUUGACCCGGUGGCAGUCGAGUCGAACUCAGUUCGGCAGGGGAUUCAUUCUUACUAUAUUUAGUUAAAUUUGUUUCAACUUGUGCGUGUUUGAUUCCCACACGAGCUGUGUGAUCUUUUAUUUUCCAUUCAAAAGCCAUUCGGUGUCAAGCGAAGAAAGAACUGCACAGAAAGUGGAUUAUACUAAAUCAGACCGCAACAACCACCCACUAAUGGUUUCGACAUAACAAAAAUACAUCCUGCCUUAAACCAAAGUGAAACGAAGUGUUCUUUCUCCCACGCGUAAAAUUCUGUGCAGCAGCUGAAAUCUGACGUCUGUGGUUCUACUCGGCCAGAACCGAUAGGAGUGAUAUCAAAUUUGGGCAGUGUCGGUUUGCUGAUUGCUAGCUGUUCUGGUGGGUUUAAUUUGUGGUGAUAGAACAGAAGAUACCAAGUGAGGAUAGCAACAACAGCCACGUGAAGCGUAUACAAUGUUCAGCCCGGACUAUGAGAAGCGGAUCCUGAAGCACUGCAGUCCGGUAGCGCGGAGUCUGUUCAACAACAGUGGGGAAUCGUCAUCGUCGCUGGACCGGUUUAUACCGUGCCGGGCCAACAACAACUGGCAAACCAAUUUCGCCUCACUCAGUACCAAAUCUAACGAGAACUCCCCGCAGUCGAACAAGAAGCAGCGCGACUGUGGAGAAACCGCUCGGGACAGUGUAGCCUACGGCUGUUUGCUCAAGAAUGAACUACUCGGCACGGGGAUCGAAGACGUCAAAUCCGUAGCGGAGGACAAAAUUGGCCUCCUGUCGAACAGCAAUCGGCCCGGUCUGUUCAAGUAUCAGUCACCGACGAAGCAGGACUACAACGAACAAUGUCCGUACUCGCUGUCACCGGUUAGCAUCAAGAGUCAAAAAUUGCUGCGAUCGCCGCGAAAGGCCACCCGCAAAAUUUCGAAAAUACCCUUCAAAGUGUUAGACGCGCCUGAGCUGCAGGACGACUUCUACCUGAACCUGGUUGACUGGUCUGCCCAGAAUGUGCUGGCGGUGGGGUUGGGUAGCUGUGUUUACCUAUGGAGUGCCUGCACCAGUCAGGUGACACGGCUGUGCGACUUGAGCUCCGAUGCGAACACUGUCACAUCAGUUUCAUGGAGUGAACGAGGGCAUCAGCUGGCUGUGGGGACGCAUCAUGGCUACGUCACCGUGUGGGACGUGGCCGCUAGCAAACAGGUUAACAAAUUGCAAGGUCAUUCGGCCCGCGUAGGUGCACUAGCUUGGAACGGUGAUGUCCUCUCGAGCGGGUCUCGAGAUCGCCUGAUCAUGCAGCGGGAUACUCGAACUCCAGCUCAGGUAUCCGAGCGACGUUUGGUCGGCCAUAGGCAGGAGGUGUGCGGUCUCAAAUGGUCCCCGGAUAAUCAAUACCUAGCCAGCGGCGGCAAUGACAAUAGGCUAUACGUAUGGAACCAGCAUUCAUCCAAUCCCGUUCAAUCGUACUCGGAGCACAUGGCUGCAGUGAAAGCGAUUGCGUGGUCACCUCACCACCAUGGGCUACUCGCCAGCGGAGGCGGUACGGCAGAUCGUUGUAUACGCUUCUGGAAUACUCUCACCGGGCAACCGAUGCAGUGCGUCGACACUGGGUCUCAAGUUUGCAAUCUCGCCUGGUCGAAACAUUCCUCGGAGCUGGUGUCCACCCAUGGCUAUUCACAGAACCAGAUCCUGGUGUGGAAAUAUCCAUCGCUCACGCAAGUUGCCAAGCUGACAGGGCAUUCCUAUCGGGUUCUGUAUCUUGCACUGAGUCCCGAUGGAGAAGCGAUCGUAACCGGAGCCGGCGAUGAAACCCUUCGUUUUUGGAAUGUUUUUAGCAAAGCGCGGAGUCAGAAGGAAAACAAAAGUGUUCUAAAUUUAUUUACCAACAUUCGAUAGGUAGACAUUAGACCUAGAAAGGAGCAAGCUUGAUAGGGAUACAAAUUGUUCCAUGCUUCCAUUAGUGCAGUCCUCAAUCAAUGACAAAAUUUAUAGCAUAUGUUUCAUUGUUCGGCCCUUUCCUUCAGGCUUAUUUUCGUUUAGACGUAAAUCAUCAGUUGUCAUUAAUUUAUUAACGCUAGUGUAUAUUUGUAUGAUUGUAAUUUUCUUUUUAGAAGAAAUAGAAUACGAAUUCAUAGUAAAGAGAGGUAAAGAGUUAUAUUUGCGAGUGAGAAGAUUUGUAGUUUUCUAUAUUGCAUUCAAGGAGUUAUCUUUUAUUUUCUUUAGAGUGAACAUUGUAACACAUUGUAUUUUCUAACAGGGAGAGCGUGAAGGAACGAAUGUUUUUGCAAACAAAACCCUUUGUUUGUUUUUAUAUAGUUUAUAAUCGUAAAUUUACCCGGUGCUUUAGGUGUGUAGAGAACUUGAAAUUUUC
Messenger RNA from Ochlerotatus camptorhynchus, 2503 nucleotides. It is a transcript of the gene fzr, whose product is annotated as fizzy-related. Gene Ontology annotation, biological process: anaphase-promoting complex-dependent catabolic process; positive regulation of ubiquitin protein ligase activity; positive regulation of anaphase-promoting complex-dependent catabolic process. Lineage: Eukaryota; Metazoa; Arthropoda; Insecta; Diptera; Culicidae. Gene Ontology annotation, molecular function: protein binding; anaphase-promoting complex binding; ubiquitin ligase activator activity. The coding region runs from base 598 to 2028 and encodes 476 amino acids. Gene Ontology annotation, cellular component: anaphase-promoting complex. The record is from RefSeq and is a predicted model, not a curated record. The transcript is spliced from 5 exons.